Zea mays is the source of this 1316-nucleotide messenger RNA. Its product is annotated as NAD-dependent epimerase/dehydratase. The record is from RefSeq and is a predicted model, not a curated record. Bases 170 to 1027 code for a protein of 285 amino acids. Gene Ontology annotation, cellular component: chloroplast. The transcript has 8 exons. Lineage: Eukaryota; Viridiplantae; Streptophyta; Magnoliopsida; Poales; Poaceae. Gene Ontology annotation, molecular function: oxidoreductase activity.
GAGCCGCGCGCCCUCGCGCCUCUUCUUGGCUUUUUUGCGGCCUGUCGGAUCGGCACGACCUUCUAGAUGAUUCUCAAACCCACUUCCGGGCUGCCGCCGAGGUUAUCUACAACACCGAGCAGCGAGAAGGGGUUGGUGUCCAGCACGAAUUGAAUCGUCGCCAGAAGUCAUGGCGGAUUCGGCCACUUCCCGUCCAACCGUUCUCGUCACCGGCGCCGGCGGCCGCACAGGCCAAAUUGUCUACAACAAACUGAAAGAGAGGUCUGAGCAGUUCGUGGCAAGAGGGCUAGUCAGGACAGAGGAGAGCAAGCAGAAGAUUGGGGCAGCCGGUGAUGUUUACGUUGCUGACAUAAGAGACGCGGAUCGUCUAGCACCUGCUGUACAAGGUGUGGAUGCGCUCAUAAUCCUCACCAGUGCUGCCCCGAAAAUGAAACCGGGUUUCGACCCUAGCAAAGGUGGACGGCCCGAGUUCUACUACGAAGACGGAAUGUACCCUGAACAGGUGGAUUGGGUUGGCCAAAAGAAUCAGAUCGAUGCUGCUAAAGCUGCUGGAGUGAAGCAUAUUGUGCUGGUGGGAUCUAUGGGAGGAACAAAUCCUAACCAUCCGCUGAACAGCAUGGGUAAUGGCAAUAUACUGGUAUGGAAGCGCAAAGCAGAACAGUAUUUGGCAGACAGUGGAAUCCCUUAUACAAUCAUAAGAAGCAAAGAGGCAUUUACCUGGAGGACUCCAAGGGACAACGUGCUGAUCCUUGUUUUUGGACAACUGAAAAAAAAAAACUUCCUGCCAGGAGGUCUACAAGACAAGGACGGAGGAGUGAGAGAGCUACUUGUGGGGAAAGACGAUGAACUUCUCCAGACUGACACAAAGUCGAUUCCUAGAGCCGAUGUGGCUGAGGUUUGUGUCCAGGCUCUGCAGUACGAAGAGGCCAAGUUCAAGGCAUUUGAUUUGGCCUCAAAGCCUGAAGGUGUGGGCACGCCAACAAAGGACUUUAGGGCACUGUUCUCCCAGAUCACUGCUCGGUUUUGAGCGAGCUGCUGAGAAGCCUACUCGAGUUCUAGAUUUUAUGGUGUCACAAUCCAUUUUAUCGUGGGCUUGUCCUGGAGAUACAACCAGGUAGCUUGUUGGAGCUGCGGUUUGGUGCAAUUGCAACCAGGUAGCUUGUAUCAAUCCAUUUUAUGGUGCAUUGUUUGCUUGUACACUGCUGAAUGUCGUCUGGUUGCCAAUUGUGUGAACUGUUGACAGCCAUUAAAACAAGUUAUUUGGAACCCUGUUUGCAUAAAUUGUUGGGAACAAUUUAUCCAGGCACAGUUACUCA